Colletotrichum destructivum is the source of this 1443-nucleotide messenger RNA. Its product is annotated as Putative WD40/YVTN repeat-like-containing domain superfamily, Sec13/Seh1 family. The transcript has 2 exons. NCBI's taxonomy places the organism in Eukaryota, Fungi, Ascomycota, Sordariomycetes, Glomerellales, Glomerellaceae. Gene Ontology annotation, molecular function: structural molecule activity; protein binding. Bases 132 to 1403 code for a protein of 423 amino acids. Gene Ontology annotation, biological process: cellular response to amino acid starvation; positive regulation of TORC1 signaling. The record is from RefSeq and is a predicted model, not a curated record. Gene Ontology annotation, cellular component: Seh1-associated complex; nuclear pore outer ring.
CAAAUGCCGCGACAGCUUGCUUCGAGUUAGCUGCAGUCCCCGACUGGCUGCAACACCACCUGCACGAUCUUUCAUUGCGAUCGCGCCGGGCACUCCAAUCAACCUCUUCAACCCCCUUUCAAUGAUGCAAGAUGGCGGCGUUUCACCACGACAUACCUGCGAUCGCUGAAGAAAAGACGGGGUUCGACCUCAAUGUGCAGCAUGGACACCAGGACCUUGUCCAAGCGGUGGCAUUCAACGCCUACGGCGACCGCUGCGCUACAGGCUCUGUUGAUGGAAAGAUCAAGGUCUUCAACCGGCACAAAGAUGGCGUCUGGCAUCAUUGUGAUACUUGGGGCGCUCAUGGAGGGGAGAUUCUCGAGCUUCAAUGGCUGCCCCCGACCGUUUACCCGAACCUCAUUGCCUCCCUCGGCAUUGAAGGGCGCUUCAAGCUGUGGGCCGAAGACCCUUCAGCGGCACCGGGCCGCCGCUUCAGUGCCAGCAACCGCGCGACGACGAGCAAAGCCGCCUACGAGAUGCGAUCCCCCAAAUACCCUUACCGUUCCUUUUCCAUGAAGCACAACGAAGAGACGCGGCACACCUACCUCGCCCUACUCGCCUCCGACGGCCGUCUGGUAGUGUAUGAAAACGAACAGCCCGAGAACAUGUCCGAGUACACCCCCACCGACGAGUUCAGCAUCUGCCCCAAACCGAGCCGCGGCGAAGAGAUCAGUUUCAAGGUCCGCUUCGACCCGAACCCGGAUCCAUGCUACAAUGCCCUAAGGGCGGGAGUGUCGAGCGACUCGUUGGGAUUGGUAGUCGCUGGGAUGUCGUCGGUGAAAGUCUAUCGCUCCAGAGACGUCAUCACGACAUCAUACGGCGUCGCUCAAACCCAGCGUGAGUUUUACCUCGCCAUGGAAGUCGGCGUUCACCGUGGCCUCGUCCGGGAUGUCGCAUGGGCACCGGGAAACAUCCGUGGUUACGACACCAUCGCGACGGCCUGCCAGGAUGGGUUCGUCCGCGUGUUCCGGAUCGACACGCCGUACUCGGGCGACGGCAAGAAGUGGCAUACAUCGGAGCUCACAAAGCGCGAAAAUCACCAUGCGCAAACAUCGUCUAAGACGGGGCAGUCAAACGACAAGCACCACCAGUCGGGCCUCAGCGCCAGCCUGGCCAAGUCCGACUCGCAUGCAGAGCGACACUUUUCGGGACAGCCAGGCCAGGUGAAGCACAUUGUGGAAGAGGUGGCGAAGCUUGACAGCCACCACACGCCCGUCUGGCGGGUGGGCUUUGACGACGACGGUCAAAUCCUCGCCAGUACUGGUGACGACGGCAAGCUCGUGUGCUACCGUCAAACACCGCGCGGGACGUGGGCAAAGAGCUCGGAGCUUGCCAUGGUGAAGACGAGGAUGGUGACACCCUGAGCAAACACAGCGCUGCAUUCUGCCACCAAUAAGUUUUGAU